GCCAUCUGAACGAUCGAGAAAAGUGGAGCAGUCAGGAAAGGUAAACAGUGGAGAACCGGCGCGGAUAAUCUUGGCGCGAAUUUGUCCGAUCGUUGUCAUUGUUGCGAGUGAUAUAAUGAUUCUCUCGAACGAAAAUGCUGACGCGUAAUUCCUCUAACAGCGACGACGGAAAUGUCGAGCCGGCGAGCAAAAACGCGGCGGAAAAGGGGAAGCUGCUCCGCGAGAUACAGGAGCUGAAAUCCAUUAUCGAGCAGUGCGAGUGGAACUUGCAAACUGUGCGCUUUAAGGACGUGGAGCAACGCCCGCGACGCCCGAUCGAGAGACGCGCGCGAAGCCCGGAGGCUACCUCGCACUCCGGCAAGCCGCCGAACGUCGAGGUCGAUCUGCAGAACGAGCUGUACACAUUCGCCGGUUUUCAUUGCGCCAAAUUUCGGAGGAAUGAGAUCGUGUUUAAUUUCACGUCGAGCAGAGCCACGGACGAAGAGCGGAGGGACAACGACACUCACGCGGUGCAGAUUUUGAUGAAGGAUAAAAAGGGCGAGCUGGGAAAAUGGGUGAUGCCGAUGUCGAUCGAUAUGAAUUACAUAUUAUCCAAGAGGCCUCUCGACAAUUUGAAAAAUUUAACCGCCUUCACAAAGAGCUGCAAGCACAAUAUUGACUGCUACGCCGCGCGGCAAGAGCAGUUCCUGUCGCUAAAGAAACGUAUGUCGCAUUUGAAGAAUUGCACCCUGCAGUCUGACAUAGGAUUUAAGCAAAUCAGCUUGGAAUUGUGCGGCGUGCACGAUAGUGAAAAUGACAGAUAUGUAAACUUAACAAUUCACGUGCUGUAUUAUUCUGACCAAGCGAGGCCUUACAAAAUUGAGAUUGACAAGAGCAGGUUAAGCGACGAUAUCAAGCGGAGAUUAAAGAUAUGCAUGAGGGAGUUUAAAAUAUCAGACUUACAAACUGCGUUCGACAAGUUCUUAACAGAGGGCAAUUCCACAUUUACGUGGAUGCGGACAGACGACAGUGAAAGCCCAUUAGAAUUGAACGACACUGACAGCUCUAACGAGGGAGACUUCUUGAGUCAACUGCAAUCAGAGCGGAAAAGAUCGUUGAGAAAACUCCGGAAAAAACGUGAAUUACAGAAGAAAUGGAAUGAGAGAAAAAGGCAAAGAAAUAUUAAAAAUAUUGAAUCGUCAGAAGAAGAAGGUCAGGAGGAUGAUCGCUCGAAAACGAAAAUAUCACGCACUGAAAGUACACGGCAAAUUUCGAUGGGGGCAAAGAAAGCAGAGAAGGCUGUGUCUAUUUCAAAACGAGAGAAAAUUAAUACAAAUCUAUUAGUGGAAACGACGCCGCUGUACAAACCUAAAGUUAAAUUAAAACAGACAAAGUUAAAUUUCCAGGCUCAAGAGGCUACGAAUUCUAAUGCAAAUCAAACAUCUCUGUCUGAAUCGAAAGUGCGUGACAGAAUUGUCAGCAAGCAGUCGAAUAUCGCGAAAUUUAUCACAAGCACACCAAUAUAUAACAAGUUCCAUACUAGAAAGGUGCUCUCGUCUAGUCUGGAGAUUAAUAACAUUACAUCUAUUCAAACUACAAGGAGAACGGCGAACAAAUUAAAUGACUCCAAAAAUAGUGAUCGGCCUGAAAAAAGACCAGAAAAGGAGAGAAAUGAGCGAUUAUCACGAAGUACCUCGAGGAUCACUGGAUCACGGAUUUUAAGGAAAAGUCAACGCCUUACAAAAAGUAUGAAAAAAUAAAUAUGUAAGAUACGUAAAUGUUUAGACAUGACAAUAAAGCAUAUCGGUUUACUUUCUAUUAAAUAUAUACUUUUCGUCUUCUGUUAAAUCUAUACUGUUCAUCUUAAAUAUGCAUUUCACACAUAAUUUUCAUCGCGUCAUCCUUGAUGUUAUAUCUUGUUGUAAAAUAAAUGGGCAAUGGUGUGUGA
This is a messenger RNA of Wasmannia auropunctata (little fire ant), 1927 nucleotides long. RefSeq lists its product as uncharacterized. The record is from RefSeq and is a predicted model, not a curated record. The coding region runs from base 135 to 1739 and encodes 534 amino acids. NCBI's taxonomy places the organism in Eukaryota, Metazoa, Arthropoda, Insecta, Hymenoptera, Formicidae. The transcript has 4 exons.